CAUGCGGGAUGAGUUUCUGUCACAAGGCCAGGAUUCAGAUGCUGGACGAGUACGAACCAUCCAGAUGUCUGCCAUUCCUGACACACUGUACAUGGUAGACGAGGCACAGUAUCCUCAGACUCCCGGACUCCAGGGUUUAACUAGUAGUUCGACUGUGGACAUUAUCGCCGGCACCAUUCCAGUUCCAGACUCUAACACACUGAAGCUGAUGCUGCAACGGGAAGCAGAGCUCCAGAGCAGCAAGUUGUGUCAGCGUGCGUACAGUCUGCCGUUCAGUGACAGACGCGCCAUAAAUUGUCAACUCCAACUCCGGACAGUACGAGAGUUUGGUAUGCCUGACAUCACUAUAGAAAUACUACAGAACAGUCAAAUUUAUUACUCAAACAAUGAGUCACUGCCAGCAUCUCUGCAGCUAAAACACGGACGACGUUAUCACUCGUCCCCGGUUCGGCAGAAGCCCAGUCCACCGCUCAGUCGACACAGUAGUAAGCUAGGGAGUCCCACUAAACCUGUGGUGCCGGUCACUCCCACUCGCAUACAGCCCAGCAGGUCAAAGGAGACCAACACCAGUCCAUGUAGUGACAGUGCCUUAAGUGACAUUAUGCCUGACAUUGCUAUGGCGACAUCCUCCAUGGGACAGGUACGUGUUCACGAAGAGUUUGAGCUGGACAUCGGUGAUGGCAAUAGUCACCACGGUACCAUGUAUAUUUGACAACAUGGAUGAUUACAACAGAUCACCACUGUUCCGAGUAUCUACAAUCACAGCGUCGAUGACAACAGUCUCCAUAACUUCUGUUCUUGAUCACAUCUUUAAUGACUACUAUCGGCAUUUGUUCAAUUUUGUAUUUGCGGCCAUGUUGACCAGUGUAAGUACUGUACGAUGAGUUGUUGAUGUGAAACCUUUAUCAGUUCUGGACUAGCUUCCAAGGCCUGUUACACCCUGGUAGAGAGAGUUUCCAUAUGUGUGUGACAGCAGCUUGUAUCCGUCGUCUAGAACUAGAACUAGACCUCAGAGAUUAAGAUAUAAGAAUACUCUGUGUGUUUAUAUGGCGGCAAAAGAAUAAUCAACAAAAUUUGAUAUAUAGUUUAAAUUAUUUUACAGACAAGCAGACAGGACCUCAAAACAAUGUUACUAAGAAUAUAAAAAACUCUUUAUUUUUUAUAUUUUCUUCGAUAAUAUUUUUUAUAUUUUCUUCGAUAAUUGAAUAUGUAUUCAGGUAAUUGAAAAUCAACACUCCUAGAUAUUAAUAUAAAGGUGUUGAUAUUUCCAUACAUUUUUCAAAAAAUACUUUUAAGACAUACACAUGUACUUUAUUUUCAAUAUUCCUUGUUAAAAAAAAAACAAAAAAA
This is a messenger RNA of Pecten maximus, 1350 nucleotides long. Its product is annotated as BTB/POZ domain-containing protein 7-like. The coding region runs from base 2 to 712 and encodes 236 amino acids. The transcript has 3 exons. NCBI's taxonomy places the organism in Eukaryota, Metazoa, Mollusca, Bivalvia, Pectinida, Pectinidae. Gene Ontology annotation, biological process: morphogenesis of a branching epithelium. The record is from RefSeq and is a predicted model, not a curated record.